AUGGCACCCCAGGAGUUUGACUUGGUUGUCUACGGCUCAACGUCUGCUGCCGUAGCAGCAUCCAUCCAGGCGGCAAGGCUUGGGCGAAGUGUGGCACUGGUCUCGCCCCAUGAACAUAUAGGAGGUAUUCAAAUUGAGGGUCUGGGAGGUUCUGAUAUCGACAACCAGCCCGAAUUCCAGAACAGCACUACCCUGGGAGGUCUCAACCUGGAACUACACGAACGUAUAAGUAAGCACUAUGGCCGACUCGACAGGCUCAGAGAAGUCAGGUCGAAGAGGCUGAGAGACCCGGAUGUUUGGAGAUUCGAGUCUCGUGUUGCCGAGCAAAUCAUUGAAGGCUGGCUGGCUGAGCACUCUGCUAUCAAUAUUAUCAAGUCUUCACUUGCAGAGGAGAACGGUGUCCAGAAAGAUGAUUCUACAGUUAAGGCUAUUACCCUGGAGAAUGGGCAAACGAUAUUUGGACAAGCCUUCCUGGAAGCAUCCUACGAAGGCGACCUGCUGGCAGCUGUUGGGGUUACCACCACAAGUGGUCGCGAAUCUCGAUGUACCUUCAACGAGUCGCUAGCAGGCAUUCGCGACGAGACUCCAUAUCGUCAACUAGACCUCCCCGUUGAUCCUUAUGUUUGUAUCGGCGACCCAUCAAGUGGCCUAUUGUACGGUAUCUCUCCAGAACCAUUUGGCCACCCGGGCGAUGGAGAUCUUCAUCUGCAGUCUUUCUCUUACCGGCUUCCCAUCACCGAUGAUCCUGCCAACAGGAUUCCUUUCGAGAAGCCAGAGGGUUAUGAUCCUGGGCAUUUUGAGUUGCACAGACGCUUCUUGAGAGCCGGUGGCUACAUGUACAAGCCGACAAUCAAGAUUCCUAACAGAAAGACAGACCUGAUCGGCUCCGAGGCCCCACUGGCCACUGACCUGGUCGGUAUGAACGACGACUGGCCUGUGGCAUCUUACGCACGUCGAAGGGAGAUCCUGGAGGAGACGACGAGGUUCACGAAAGGACUCAUGUGGUUCUUUGCCAACGACGAGGCUGUGCCGGAGAAGUACCGCAGAGAGUGGGCACGCUUCGGUUACUGCCGUGACGAGUUUCCCGACAACGACGGCUUCCCUAGACAGCUCUACGUCCGCGACGCUCGACGCAUGGUAUCAGACUACAUCAUCACCGAGCAUACGGCCUCUAGGGACGGGGGCGAGCCGCAGGUCUCCGAUCCCGUUGCCGUCGCGUAUUGGCCCACCGACACUCAUAGCGUUCGGCGAGUGCUUCGAGACGGCCAACCGCACAACGAAGGAUUCAUCUUCAAGGAUGGACACAAGUGGCGACCUUUUGGGAUUGCAUACCGGGCGCUGGUACCGAGGCGGCCAGAGGCCAUCAAUGUCCUGUCAGCGACUUGCCCAAGCUCAUCGCAUGUUGGAUAUGGCGCUGUGCGACUUGAGCACCAGUUCUACGCGAUCGGACAGGCAUGUGCAAAUGCUAUAGACAUUGCUCUGAAAGAGAAUACCGAUGUCCAAGAUGUUCCUUAUGAUGAGUUGCGGAGGCAUCUUGAGGAGCAAGGGGUUGUCAUUGAUGUUGAGACAGUUGGAAUGCCAAGCUUUCCCGACGAGCAGUAG
Molecule: messenger RNA, 1602 nt
Organism: Thyridium curvatum
Lineage: Eukaryota; Fungi; Ascomycota; Sordariomycetes; Thyridiales; Thyridiaceae
Exons: 6
Coding region: 1-1602 (533 amino acids)
Source: RefSeq, a predicted model, not a curated record